AUGGCUACCAGUCGCAAGGUCGCCUCGAAGCACGCAAAAUCGAAGGACGUGCAACCAGCGCAACGAGUACCACCACCUACACGCACCGCAAGUGGUCGACAGCGACGCCCGACUGAAAAAGAAAACUACCGUGUCUCUGAGUCUCAGCAUGUCACCCAUCGCCAAGAAACCAAGGAAAAGAAGAUAGAAAAACAGAAGAAAAAAGCACUGAGGGCUGCUUACGAUGCUGAUCCCGACAGCUUCGAGGAAGAGCCAUCUAAGCUGCAUAGCGGCAUUGAUAGGGAAGAAGAAAAUAUGUUCUCAGAUUGCGACAUGGUGUCCAAGCUGUCCCGGUCCAAAUCAAAGGUACUGACAUUCAGUGCUGGUAAAAUACCCCCAGUGUCGCGCAACGCCAGUGCCAUGCGCAAGGCUACUACUACAGCUCUGACUUCGAGUCCAUCCGAUGACUCCGAGUCGGAUGAGUCGACAGACCGGUCCAAGCGUCCACUUGACGACUCGGAGACUUUGGACGAUGGCAUGGUACUGCCGAAGAUCAAGAGAAAUUCAGAUGGUUCACGCCAUCGCAUGAAAGUCAGCGACUUCAAUGAUGUGUCCAAAGAGAUUUUGGGGACGGCAGCCUCUAUUUUCCGGUGUCUGAUAGUCUCCCAGGUGCCAUUUCCCGAGAACAUUGCUGUCGAGACGCAGUUGGCAAAAGCAGCCUGGCAUGAGGCAUGUCAAAUCAAAGGCAUCAAUGUCAAAUUGAUGCCUUCAGGUGUCAAAAUGAAUAGGGAUCUAGCAGAGUCUUUGAAAGACGGUUCUGUAUUUGCUUUCAAGGAUUGGGAGUUGAAGAAGGGAAUCUACAAGACGGAGUUACUGCAACUGGGCAUCAACAUCCACAUACUUCAGUGUGGGAGUGGUACUGGCCGACCACUGCCUACACAUGUAUAUUGGUGCUGGCCAGAGGUGUGGGAGUGGUACUGGCCGACCACUGCCUACACAUGUAUAUUGGUGCUGGCCAGAGGUGUGAAUGUGGUACUGGCCGACCACUGCAUAUACAUGUACAUUGGUGCUAACCACAGAUGUACAUUGGUGCUGGCCAGAGGUGUGGGAGUGGUACCGGCCGACCACUGCCUACACAUGUAUAUUGGUGCUGGCCAGAGGUGUGGGACUGGUACUGGCCGACCAUUCAAGUGAGGCUCCCUAUACACACACAUCAGUAUCAGCCAACACCUUAGGACAUGGAAAAUAGAGUUGGCCUGACUAAGUCCAAGUCAUGUAGAGGCAGGCAGUUCAACAACUUAAGGCAUCAGAAAAACUUAACAUUGUUGAAGAACCUUAUGGUACUUGGCCAAGUCUUUCCAAGACUUGCACUAACACACUCAAGUCCAGC
Molecule: messenger RNA, 1369 nt
Organism: Suillus discolor
Lineage: Eukaryota; Fungi; Basidiomycota; Agaricomycetes; Boletales; Suillaceae
Exons: 9
Coding region: 1-1173 (390 amino acids)
Source: RefSeq, a predicted model, not a curated record